UGUAGGUGCCGGACACAUUUGAGGGUCGGACAGGCAGCACUUCCUUACUCCUGCCGUGUCGCCGCCAGACAGAUGCUCGAGAGUCACGGUAGAACCCUCCCCGGUUGUUAUCCGUGUUAAACUGCUGUGACUGUGAAUCAUCGUAGAUUACGUGUCGCUUCCAGCUGAGCUGCUUCUUUGUUGUCGUGUUUGUUCCUGUGACAUGCUGCCAUCACAUCCAGACUUGCUGAGGACACAGCUGGUUUGAUGUCCACUGCUCCAACAUGGAGCCUUCAGAUGUGAUCGCACACAAGAACGGGCGGCAGAGGAAGCUAGCAGGUUCCGCCCUCUCAAAUGUAAACAUGGGGGACGUCAACAAAGGAGAGAUGAGUGACUCUGAGCCGGACGUAGAAGACAAGGCGGAGGGUCUUAUCAGAGGGUCGGAUUCAGAGAACAGGAGGCCCGCAACCCGGCCGGGGAUCCGUAACGAAUUGGGCAACGUGUCGCUUCUUCUGUUUCUGUACGUACUGCAAGGGAUUCCUCUGGGACUGGCCGGCAGCAUCCCACUGAUCUUGCAGAGCAAAAAUGUCAGCUACAAAGACCAGGCCUUUUUCAGCUUCGUCUUCUGGCCGUUUAGUCUCAAACUGCUCUGGGCUCCACUGGUGGAUGCUCUUUACUUCAGCAGGUUUGGCAGAAGAAAGUCAUGGCUGGUGCCCACACAGUACCUUCUGGGCCUCUUCAUGCUCUACCUGUCUGCAACUGUCGAUGCACUGCUGCAGAGCGAGGAAGGACCAAAUGUGUUGAUACUCACUGCAGUGUUCUUCAUGCUUGCCUUCCUGGCAGCCACACAGGAUAUAGCUGUGGAUGGCUGGGCCCUGACCAUGUUGUCCAGAGAAAAUGUGGGUUACGCAUCUACAUGCAACUCUGUAGGUCAGACGGCUGGAUACUUCCUGGGGAACGUGCUCUUUCUGGCUCUGGAGUCUCCUAAUUUCUGCAACAAGUACCUCAGAGCGGAGCCAAAGGACUCAGGCAUUGUUACCUUGUCAGACUUCUUGUUUUUUUGGGGAGUGAUGUUCCUGGUGUCCACAACGCUGGUGGCCAUUUUUAAAAGGGAGAAUGCGCACGGCAAAGGAAAGAGAAGAGUUCAACAGGAGGAGACAAAGGGAGUUUUGGAAACCUACAAGUUGCUGUUCAACAUUAUCAAGAUGCCCACCGUCUUCACAUUUUGUGCCCUGCUUCUCACCGCUAAAAUCGGCUUCUCUGCAGCAGAUGCGGUGACAGGUCUUAAGCUGGUGGAGGCUGGAGUUCCCAAGGAGCAGCUGGCUCUGUUGGCGGUGCCUAUGGUGCCUCUGCAGAUUCUUCUCCCAGUCGUCAUCAGUAAAUACACAGCAGGGCCCCGACCGCUGGACAUCUUCUACAAGGCCUUUCCUUUCAGGUUGCUUAUAGGCCUUGAGUAUGCGCUGCUGGUGUGGUGGACGUCCAGUGUAAAACAAGACGGAGGGUUCCCUGUUUACUACUACACCAUCGUGCUGCUCAGCUACGCAGUGCAUCAGGUGGCGUUGUACAGUAUGUACGUAGCCUGCAUGGCCUUCCACGCCAAAGUGAGCGACCCGCUCAUCGGUGGGACGUACAUGACCCUGCUGAACACAGUCACCAACCUCGGAGGGAACUGGCCAUCCACUGUGGCUCUGUGGAUGGUGGAUCCACUGACCUCGAAGGUGUGUCAGGGGGCCAUCGGGCAGAGCUGCGGCUCCCCGGAGGAGGCAGGGCUGUGCGUGAAGGAAGGCGGCGUUUGUGUGACGUCACUGGACGGCUACUACGUGGAGUCGGUGGUUUGUGUCGUGAUUGGUUUAGCUUGGUGGUUGUUGUUAGGGCAGAAAAUAAGACGGCUGCAGGAACAGAGCCCCGCCGCAUGGAGGUGCAAAAUCAACCAGUGACGUCACUCACCUAUAUCAUCAACACCACAGACUCUUCUUGAUGCACCGUACCUCUGCAUCCUCCACUUUGGAAAUACUGUCAUUCCAUCCACGUCCGUCUGACUUAUAUUCAGCUCGGUCCUGCUUUAGCUGCUACGUACAGAAAACUAUUUCUCACCUCUGCCAGCUAGAAGCACAUAAAUCUGAAGACAAGCACCGUUGUUGUUUACGUGGUGGUUAAAAACCCUUUUAGUCAUCACUGAUGCUAACUGUAGCUGUAACAGUGUCCUGGAAACAUUCAGGCUUUUGUAGGAAGUUUAAAAAUAUUUUUUUCUGUCAAACCACAAUCUGCUACUUGAAUAUAGCUUAACCAAACCAGAGCUGUGUCAAAGAUUUAUUUCUUUAUUUCGUUUUAACUUGCAUGAAUUACCAGAUGGUUGGAUUUGCACAUUUUAAACCUCUUAAGAAAAACAGCAGCAAACGUUUCUUAUUUAAAUUUGAGCUCUUGAAUAUUUAGAAAGUACUUGUGUUAAUCCUCUUGGUCAAUAUUUGUAUUUUCUGAAUUCAAGGAUACCAAAGGGAAUACGUAGCGAUGCACUGUGUUGUCUUUUUUGAAGAUUCCCAUAAAGUCUCCACACAGUUUUUUAUGUGGGGAGAUUCCUGCUGGGACCUUACGCUCACAGUCAACGUCAGUGACUCUAAUAGUCUCUGAUCUGCAGCCUCAUGUUGGUAUUUAGGCCAUAGUAUUAGGAGUACUAUAAUACAUACUACUAAACUACAUAGAAUAAGACUUGUAUGUAAACGUUUUUGAGAUAUUUAUUUUGUUCUUGUCUCAAACUAUCUGAUCUGUCAUUGCUCCGUCAAACUCGACCUGUCUGGUAAUCCACGCAAAUUAAACCCAGAGUGAAGAAGAAUCACUUUAGUUGUGUUUAAUUCAGAUCAGAUUUUUAAAAAAUUGACUUUUUAAAUGUUAUUGUUUUCUCCUCUGAAGUUCUUUGUGCCUUGUGUAGCUUUUCAAAGUCUCUUCACUUUCAAGACCAUCCAGCAGCGACAAGCUGGAUGACCUGUGGUUGAAAAUCAAGGCAGGGAUUAUUACAGUUAUUCAUUGUUGGAAUAUUAUUACAGUUAUUUGAAGUGUGGUUAAGGUCAUAUACUGUUGUUUUUUUAGAUUACGCAAACCAACCCCACUUUCAUUGUUUGUUUUUUUACAUACUCCUGUGUGUGAGCACACAUUCCUUCUGAAUAGUUUAAUUUGCACAGUGAUUUAUGCAUAAUAUAUAACCAGUAUGACAGAUGGUUAAAUGACCUGAGAUGUGAAAUAUUAAAUGAUUUUUAUAUCUUUUAUUUUCCAAAUUUUCCUUGAAUCUGCUUAGUUGAAGAUCUUUUAUAUUGGACAGUGCUGCAUUUACAUGCUGGUGAUAUCAACAGGGCCUGGAUAUGUUUUCAUCACAGUUUGUUUGUAAGCAGGAUUAUUCAUAAACUACUGAACUGAUUUCCAUGAAAUUCUGUGGAGGGGUGGGUCAUCAUCCAAGACAGAACCUAUUUUAAUUAUUUAUUUAUUUUUUGUCAUGGCGAGAUGGGUCGCUUGCCUCUGAAGUGCUGUGUUCUCUCUGAUUUCCCUUCUAGUUGGUCAUGAUUUUCAGGAAUUUGGGGUUUUAUCAAUUGUUGGGGCCUGAUAAAAAAAUAUUAAGUACAAUGAAUUUCCUGCUCACAAAACAAUCCAGAUCCCAGACCAGCAGCCUCAUGAGAAACUUGAUAAGCAAACGUUCUGCUUAGAUUUUUUUCAUACAAUUGUACAUAGAUCUGAUUGUUAAAGUAUUUUCUCUAAAGCCAGCGUUGAAUUGAUGUGAGCAAAGUGAGGGUACAUUUUUUACUCGUUUUGCCUAAUUCCUGAUUUCUUACAUUUACUUUGUGAACAGUCAGUAAAAGGUCACUUUUGAAUUAAAAUAAAAUACAAAAUGUUUAUUGGGCCUUAAAUGCUCAUUGUGUCAGAUCAUCACUGUAAUAUGACAACAGCUCAUCCUCAGAGCCCUUCUGCAAUGACAGGGCAAUAUGUUUGUUUUGAUUCUUUUUGACAGUAGAUAGUGUUUGUGUGUUUUUCGACAUUUAAAGAUUGGCUUUUGAAUUGCUGUUAUUUCAGCCACAGAAAAUCGACAAUCGUAACAGUAAACAGGGAGACUGAAGUUAAAUCUGCUGUUACAAUGAAUGUAAGGGUCUUUAACAUUCACAUGAUGCAAUAUUGACAUUUGAAACAAAUCUUACAUAUAAUUAAAAACAACAUGCACACUU
Paralichthys olivaceus (Japanese flounder) is the source of this 4184-nucleotide messenger RNA. RefSeq names its product solute carrier family 33 member 1 (gene slc33a1). Lineage: Eukaryota; Metazoa; Chordata; Actinopteri; Pleuronectiformes; Paralichthyidae. Gene Ontology annotation, molecular function: acetyl-CoA transmembrane transporter activity. The record is from RefSeq and is a predicted model, not a curated record. Gene Ontology annotation, cellular component: membrane.